Trypanosoma brucei brucei TREU927 is the source of this 1416-nucleotide messenger RNA. RefSeq lists its product as hypothetical. The transcript has a single exon. Lineage: Eukaryota; Euglenozoa; Kinetoplastea; Trypanosomatida; Trypanosomatidae. The record is from RefSeq and is a predicted model, not a curated record. Bases 1 to 1416 code for a protein of 471 amino acids.
AUGUCCUCCACGACACUAGUGGAGACCCUUCAAGAAGAAAUUGGCGCGCUUCAAGCAGAGGUAGCGCGCUUACGUAUUAUGGUUCACCGCGUUACCCGCGGCACCGAUGCCGUAAUUUGCCCUGCGACUAAAGGUGAUAUUCCCCAUAGAAUUCCCCAUGAAAACGGGAGCGCUAGUGAAAAGAGCAUGGGACAUGCGGACGUCGUUUCUCAGGACCUGGUGCUACUUUUGAAGCGCUUGCUGCAGUCCCCUGGAAUCUGUCUUGGACAGUCAAGUGACACAGCGCCGGUAUGCACUGAUGCGACGGCUGAGCCAGAUGGAUCCACCAAAAAGAAACCAAAGCGGAAGAGAAGAGAGAAAGGUGAAAGGAAGCAAGAAGAAGCAGAGAAUAAGUCGCGACCAAGAGAAGUCACUGAGCGCUCCAGUGGGCUGUCACCAACAAAGAAGCAACCAGUCGAGUGUGCGAUUCCAUCGGAUCCCAAAAAAACUCCAGUACGUGAGCAGGCUGGUGAAAAGGAAGAGAGGGCGGUGCUUCCCGCAACAAGGAACGUAAGCACCCCGCGACGCGCAUCUGCGUCAGAGGAGCCACGUCUAGCGCCUGCAGCAACCACAGGAUCCAAGCAAAGCAACGAAGAUAACGUUGUUCAGCAGCAAACCGUGAGAAAGCGUUCGGUCCCGCCUCCUUCUCCGGGGUCUCUGGUGAGCAUCCCACGUGAUGGUUUUCUGUCUUAUGAACACCAUGAUGAGGAACCUACGCAUCAGCCACCACUCGUGGGGGUCACCCAAAGGGUAGGUCGGAGGGCGCUUUCUUCUAGCAGUUCAAGUGACGACUUACCUGUCGGUACGGGUUGGGUACCCACCGCGUCCGUGUUGGAUGAAGAGACCCCGCAAAUGGAAGAAGUGAGCCGGGCUACCCGCAGUAUUUCGUCGGUGGGUCGGCUGGCUGAGCGGAGCCGUCCUUCCCCCGUGAGGGACACAAAUUUGACUGAUAUUGAUGAUACCCAUUUGUCCAUAAAGUCUCACAGAGGGAUUGUAGAGUGUGUCCAUGAGUCGAAUGAUGGUCUGGACGGUGCUCGAGGAAGAAUGCAAUUUGUUUCGGUUGAUUUUUCACGGUCACAACAAGUAAAGAGGCGGAAGUUGCUGUCUCGACUUCGCGAUUCAAGUUUCGAUUCGGAGGAGACAUGUGAAGAGGAUCUGAUGGCAGAACAUCCCUCACCCACUCAGCGCUCCACUACGCUAAAUGCACAGCAGACAAUCAAGCCACCUCAAAUACCCAACGAAGUUGAGCGUGCUGGGAGUACUUCCACCCGCAGUGAAGUCGCUAUGAGCCAUCGAUCUUAUACUCAUGCUCAAAGUGCAGGAUAUGUGCUUGAUAUGCUUAGCGAUUGCGAGUUUACCGAGGACGUUGCUGCGUGA